CUACCACCAGUCGCGUUGUCGAGACGAAUUCUCGCGGUAGUUGCGGCAGCUGAGAUCCUAGCAGAGCAGAGCAGGGAACUUGACAUGUCAACAAAACAGAUAAAUUAUCACCACACAGGCAUGUAAGGGAGUGCUGGUGUGGAAUAGUCUGACAGGUAACACCUCAGCUGGACCCAGUCCUCCUCCACCAGCAUCCUCAUCUGCGGUCUUCAUGACAACCCCUCCGCUAGUGUCACCUUUUGGCGGGCAGCCUCCACCGCCUCAGCAACAGCAGCAGGCCCAGGCAGCACGUGAUGUUAACACAGCCUCGCUGUGUCGCAUUGGCCAGGAGGCAGUCCAAGACAUUGUCCUCAGGACCAUGGAGAUCUUCCAGCUCCUCAGGAACAUGCAGCUGCCUAAUGGAGUCACUUACCAUCCGAACACCCACCAGGACAGGCUGGGAAAACUCCAGGAGCACCUACGGACUCUUUCUGUGCUGUUCCGCAAGCUGCGCCUCGUCUACGACAAAUGCAAUGAAAACUGCGCGGGGAUGGACUCCAUACCUCCAGAG
Micropterus dolomieu (smallmouth bass) is the source of this 550-nucleotide messenger RNA. Its product is annotated as mediator of RNA polymerase II transcription subunit 30. Gene Ontology annotation, cellular component: mediator complex. NCBI's taxonomy places the organism in Eukaryota, Metazoa, Chordata, Actinopteri, Centrarchiformes, Centrarchidae. Gene Ontology annotation, molecular function: transcription coregulator activity. The record is from RefSeq and is a predicted model, not a curated record. Gene Ontology annotation, biological process: positive regulation of DNA-templated transcription.